AUGCUUCGAUCGUUGUACCUGGUAGCUGCGAUUUUCUUCUUACUAAUCUCCUAUGGCGAGAAUGCACUCUUGUAUCCAGAGAGGACACUGUUCCAGCUGGAGCCUACAAUAAUACCGGCCAGGCAGAUGAGGGAUUUGAAUCUCCAGGACACUUAUGGGACCAUCGAAAACAUAUUGGACCGGCACGGCUGGCAGGACGGCAGGGAGUGUCUUUUAAGGACCAUUUGCGAGCUCGCGGAGACACCGUUUGGCAGGAUACGGGGCCAGGACGUCCUCCAGGAGGUGAUCCACUUAAUUUUAACGCCGACGGAGGACUUGCCAGGGACAGCCAAUUCCACUCACCAGAGCGUCGACGAAUUGUAUCAGGAAGCGGAACGAUUGGGAAGAUCUGGCGGUGACUGCAUCUUGGCCUAUCCCGAUUGCAUCGACUCGCCCUUGGAAUCAUUCACGGAGAUCGUGUUCUCCUGA
Molecule: messenger RNA, 468 nt
Organism: Colletes gigas
Lineage: Eukaryota; Metazoa; Arthropoda; Insecta; Hymenoptera; Colletidae
Exons: 4
Coding region: 1-468 (155 amino acids)
Source: RefSeq, a predicted model, not a curated record